CCACAGCUUUGGGUGGAGUAUGAAAGUGUAAACAUUAGCUUAUAGACUUCCACCUACAUAUACGCAUAUAAAGUCCAUCUGCACACAAAGAGCUAUUGUGCUCUAAGAGGCAGGUGAAACUUUUGGAUUAAUGUAGCUGAAGCUGCUGAUCAGAAGAAAAAAAAAGGAGUGGAAAAAAGGUAGGAGGACAUUGGAGGACGAGAAGAUUGUAUUCUGUUGUAAAACAGUUUUUCAAUAUAAAACCUGUAACGCUAUAAUACACCCGGCUGUUCUUAUGACAGUCUGCGGCUCCGUAACGGCAAAGGGUCUGCUGUGUUCUCUUAGAGCGAGAUCAUGUUUCAAGCUUCGCACAUCAUGGUCAGGAUCAUCUCUAGAAGGAUACGACAGAGAAGACAAAUGCGAGCUAGCUUAGCCGCCGCAGAGGCAGCAGUGGCAGCUCCUCUUACAGCUGGAGGAUCCUUAUUAAACACCACCAUCCAGAAAAUGUCCAAGCAAAUAAACACUGAAAAGAACGUCACCAUUCAGCUCAGCAACUACAGCCACAAAUACAUCUUAACGAAUCCACGGGUCUUCACCAGCAGUGGAUACUCUCACAAUCCCCCUCAGCCUACGAUACAGAGGAGGACGAUGGAGGCGUGCUCCUUCACCAAAACUGCAGGAACAGCCUGUGGAGCUGUCGGGGUCCUCACUUACGAGAUCUUCAAACAUGACUGCGGAGAGUGGGCUGGAGAUCUGGUCAUAAUGUUCUCCGUCCCAUACGACUUGUGUGAAAACUGGUUCGCUCUCGGCAUUUUUAAAGAACGCGUUUGCUGCAACGAGCAGCUCUUCCACCAGCUGUACUACGCUAAUGGUCCCUUCACCAGAGCCAAAAGCACAGGGAGCGAGAUCAAGUUUAUUGGGAGACAGGUUUACGUGAAGGGAACUAUGUCUCCUGCAGGCAGGUCCAUUAUGUAUGUUGAAUUGUGGGAUUUGUAGUCAUGCAGUCACCAAGCUUAUAGGAAAGCUUUAUAUGCAGCUAUUCUUACAUUUUGACACUAAAUAUAAAUAUUCAUCAUAAAUAUGUGAGAUUUCUUUUUCUUAAAGUGAAGUCAAAGUUUUUGUUGAAGCUGUAAUGAAGGUAAAGAGUGGACACACUAAAUACUGCAAAAUUGAUAUGAUAUUUAGUUGUUGAAACUUCUGUGUAAUUUUCCAUUAAUAUGUUUUCUUUUUUUUCUGGCCGCUGAAAAACUGUACUUAAAGCUGAACUAUGUAAAAUUUUUGUUGAGCAGAAUAAAAACACAGAAAAAUA
Molecule: messenger RNA, 1288 nt
Organism: Colossoma macropomum (tambaqui)
Lineage: Eukaryota; Metazoa; Chordata; Actinopteri; Characiformes; Serrasalmidae
Exons: 4
Coding region: 334-975 (213 amino acids)
Biological process (GO): monoatomic cation transport; cytolysis in another organism; pore complex assembly
Cellular component (GO): pore complex
Molecular function (GO): channel activity
Source: RefSeq, a predicted model, not a curated record